This is a messenger RNA of Candida tropicalis MYA-3404, 1380 nucleotides long. RefSeq names its product glutamyl-tRNA(Gln) amidotransferase subunit. The record is from RefSeq and is a predicted model, not a curated record. The coding region runs from base 1 to 1380 and encodes 459 amino acids. Gene Ontology annotation, cellular component: mitochondrion; glutamyl-tRNA(Gln) amidotransferase complex. Lineage: Eukaryota; Fungi; Ascomycota; Pichiomycetes; Serinales; Debaryomycetaceae. The transcript has a single exon. Gene Ontology annotation, molecular function: glutaminyl-tRNA synthase (glutamine-hydrolyzing) activity. Gene Ontology annotation, biological process: mitochondrial translation; glutaminyl-tRNAGln biosynthesis via transamidation.
AUGAUUAAACUACUACCAGCCACUAAAAGAUCAAUUAGAUGUUUGACAACAACUUCAUCAACUCAUGAAUUACUAGAUAAAUGGAAUUGUCUAAUAUCGACUGUGACCAUUGAACCAACAUCUACUGGACCAUUAUCUGGCACGAAAUAUAUUCUAAAAGAUAAUAUAGUUACUAAAAACAGUACCUCCACCGCUGCAUCAAAGACCUUAUCUAAUUAUAAAUCUCCCUUCAAUGCCACUAUUGUUGACUUACUCUCAUCUCAAGGAUCAACACUUGUUGGUAAAUCAAACUUGGAUGAAUUUGGAAUGGGUUCAGCAAAUUUGAAUUCUUAUUUUGGACCCGUGAUUAAUCCACAAGAUAAACCUAAAAUUACUGGUGGUUCUUCUGGAGGUAGUGCUGCUGCUGUAUCUAGUGGAAUAUGCGAUUUUUCAAUUGGUACAGAUACUGGAGGUUCUGUAAGAUUACCUGCUUCUUAUUGUCAGGUUUUUGGUUUCAAACCAACCUACGGUAGGAUUUCUCGUUGGGGUGUUAUUCCGUAUGCUCAAACUUUGGAUACUGUGGGGAUUUUGGGAAAUAAUAUUGAUAUCAUCCAUGAAGUUUAUAAUGUUCUUAAUAAGUAUGAUGAAAAAGAUCCUACAUCAUUACCCGAAGAGGUCAGAAACAAGAUUGAUGCGACUAUAAACACUGAAAAACUUGUUAUUGGUAUCCCGGAAGAAUUCAUUCUUGAUGAGUUAUCUGAUGCUGUGAGAAAUUCAUGGAAGGAAAUUUUAGUCAGGUUACAAGAACAAGGUCAUGAAAUCAAGCCUAUAUCUAUUGGCAGUAUUAAAAAAUCAUUACCGGCAUACUACACCCUAGCAACUGCCGAAGCCGCUUCCAAUCUUUCAAGAUAUGAUGGAAUACGAUAUGGUGAUAAUUCACAAAAUCAAGUUGAAACUGCUUCUGAUUUGAUAUUCAGUAAUAGAUCAACAAAUUUCGGUCCUGAAGUACAACGAAGAAUUAUUCUUGGUAAUUAUACAUUAUCUUCAGAUUCAGGGGAUCAUUAUCUUCGAGCAACUGAAAUUCGUCGAGAAUUAUGUAUUGAAUUUUCCACAUCAUUUAAAAAAUCUCAUAUUUUACUUCAAGAUGGUGAAACAUCAACUGGGGUUGAUUUAAUAAUUGCUCCAACAGCCACUAAAUCAGCACCGAAUGUCGAUGAAUUUGUAUCUGAAAACGAAGAAAAUUUCUUGAAUGGAUAUGUUAAUGACGUAUUAACUGUUCCAGCAUCAUUGACUGGUAUACCUACUAUAUCUAUCCCAUUCAAUGGAAUCGGUAUUCAAUUAAUGGGUCAGUUUGGUGACGAUGAAUUGGUCUUACAAGUUGCCAAAGAUUUAUCAAAUUAA